Molecule: messenger RNA, 582 nt
Organism: Sipha flava (yellow sugarcane aphid)
Lineage: Eukaryota; Metazoa; Arthropoda; Insecta; Hemiptera; Aphididae
Exons: 3
Coding region: 1-582 (193 amino acids)
Source: RefSeq, a predicted model, not a curated record
AUGUCUAAAAUACGAAAAAAUAUUAAGUGUUUGAUAAACCAGUGGAUUGAAUCAUAUAAUAGAGAUAUUAAAAAAUUAGAGUCAUCUAAUUUACCUUUGUUUGAUGCGACAAAAAUUGUUAAUGAAACUAUUUUAAACAUGGAAAUGGUGUCCGGUAAUAAUGGAAAAAUUAUUAAAGAGAAAGUUUUUGAUUUAAUACACAAAAAUGGUGGUUUUGAAAUAUUGAAGCAGAUAUCAGAUGUUUUAUCCGGGAAAAAAGAAAGUUUUUUACCCCCAAAUUUUACACCCACGAUGAGUACUUGUAUGAAAUAUGCACCUAUAACAUCUGUGGACGUUGAAUGGUCGUUUAGUACUUACAAAAUGAUAUUAACUGAAAAAAGAACCAACAUGACCCCACAAAAUAUGGAAAUGUAUAUUGUAAUUAACUUUGAUUGGAAUUUAAUUAAAAACAUUCUCAUGUUAUUCAUCGAGUUUAUUGAGACUAAAGUAAAAAAUAAAGCGAACGGAGAUUCAAAUCCAAAAAGCCAAGAUCGACUUGACUCUUAUUGUUUGAACCUUCCGUGUCCAUUCAUGACCACCUAG